AUGUCACUUCAAUGUCCCGCUUUUAUUAAAUUUAAUAAUAAUACGAAUAAUGAUAAAGAUGAAUCAGGAUUAGUAAUUGAUGUUGUUGACAAUCCCGGACAAGAUGAUGCAGCAGGACAAGGAAAAAAUUUAUUGGAUAAGUCAUUACAUUCAGUCAGCCUGUUUAUUGUGGUAACAACAUUAACAGAUGUUAAUCAAAAACAUACUAUUGAAUUAUUUAACAAACUUUUAUAA
Molecule: messenger RNA, 234 nt
Organism: Didymodactylos carnosus
Lineage: Eukaryota; Metazoa; Rotifera; Eurotatoria; Philodinida; Philodinidae
Source: the annotation of a GenBank genome assembly